This is a messenger RNA of Mus pahari (shrew mouse), 2814 nucleotides long. It is a transcript of the gene Itih3, whose product is annotated as inter-alpha-trypsin inhibitor heavy chain 3. The record is from RefSeq and is a predicted model, not a curated record. Gene Ontology annotation, molecular function: serine-type endopeptidase inhibitor activity. The transcript has 22 exons. Lineage: Eukaryota; Metazoa; Chordata; Mammalia; Rodentia; Muridae. The coding region runs from base 34 to 2703 and encodes 889 amino acids. Gene Ontology annotation, biological process: hyaluronan metabolic process.
UAAAGAAAGCAGGUCAGGCCUGUGUGCUCAGCAAUGAGGACUAUGUGGUGGCCCUGCCUUGUCUUGGCUCUGCUCUCUGGCUUGGAGACCUCUGGCUUUCCGAGAAGUCCCCUCCGGCUGCUUGGGAAACGGAGCCUUCCAGAAGGGGUGGUAGAUGGCAUUGAGGUUUACAGCACCAAGAUCAGCUGCAAGGUGACCUCCCGCUUUGCUCACAAUGUUGUCACCACAAGGGCUGUCAACCGCGCAGACACGGCCAAGGAGGUGUCCUUUGAUGUGGAACUGCCCAAGACAGCCUUCAUCACCAACUUCACCUUGACCAUUGAUGGUGUCACCUACCCUGGGAACGUCAAGGAGAAGGAAGUUGCCCAGAAACAAUAUGAAAAGGCUGUGUCCCAGGGCAAGACAGCCGGUUUGGUCAAGGCCUCUGGGAGGAAACUGGAGAAGUUCACAGUGUCUGUCAAUGUGGCUGCAGGCAGCAAAGUCACCUUCGAGCUAACCUAUGAAGAACUGCUCAAGAGAAACAAGGGCAAGUACGAGAUGUACCUUAAGGUCCAGCCCAAACAACUGGUCAGACACUUUGAGAUUGAUGCACACAUCUUCGAGCCACAGGGCAUCAGCAUGCUGGAUGCUGAAGCCUCAUUCAUCACUAAUGACCUCCUGGGAAGCGCCCUCACCAAGUCCUUCUCAGGGAAAAAGGGGCACGUGUCUUUCAAGCCCAGCUUAGACCAGCAGCGUUCAUGCCCGACCUGUACAGACUCCCUCCUCAACGGUGACUUCACCAUCGUCUAUGAUGUGAACAGAGAGUCUCCAGGGAAUGUGCAGAUAGUCAAUGGCUACUUUGUGCACUUCUUUGCGCCCCAAGGCCUUCCAGUGGUGCCUAAGAACGUAGUCUUUGUGAUUGACGUCAGCGGCUCCAUGUCUGGUCGGAAAAUCCAGCAGACCAGGGAAGCCCUUCUUAAAAUCCUGGAUGACAUGAAAGAGGACGACUAUCUGAAUUUCAUUCUCUUCAGCACCGAUGUGACCACCUGGAAAGAUCACCUAGUUCAAGCCACCCCUGCAAACCUUGAGGAGGCCAGGACAUUUGUGAAGAACAUCGAAGAUCAAAGCAUGACCAACAUCAAUGAUGGGCUGCUGAGGGGUAUUGAAAUGCUGAACAAGGCCCGAGAGGACCACGCUGUGCCAGAGAGGAGCACCUCUAUCAUCAUCAUGUUGACAGAUGGGGAUGCCAAUACUGGCGAGAGCAGACCUGAAAAGAUCCAGGAAAAUGUCCGGAAUGCCAUCGGGGGCAAGUUCCCUUUAUAUAACCUGGGCUUUGGCAACAAUCUGAAUUAUAAUUUCCUGGAGACUCUGGCCCUGGAGAACCAUGGGCUUGCCCGGCGCAUUUAUGAAGAUUCUGAUGCCAACUUGCAGCUGCAGGGCUUCUAUGAAGAGGUAGCUAAUCCACUACUGACCAAUGUGGAGGUGGAAUACCCCGAGAAUGCCAUCCUAGACCUCACCAGGAACAGUUACCCCCACUUCUACGAUGGCUCUGAGAUUGUUGUAGCAGGGCGCCUGGUGGACAGGAACAUGGACAACUUCAAGGCAGAUGUGAAGGGCCAUGGGGCCUUGAAUGACCUAACUUUCACAGAGGAGGUAGACAUGAAGGAAAUGGACGCAGCCCUGAAGGAGCAAGGCUACAUUUUUGGGGACUACAUUGAGCGACUCUGGGCCUACCUCACUAUCGAGCAGCUACUGGAGAAACGCAAGAAUGCCCAUGGGGAUGAGAAGGAGAACAUCACAGCCGAGGCCCUGGAUCUGUCCCUCAAGUACCACUUUGUAACCCCACUGACCUCCAUGGUGGUGACCAAGCCUGAGGACAAUGAGGACCAGACAUCCAUUGCUGACAAGCCUGGGGAAGAAGCCAUCGCUGAGGCCUCCACCAUGUCCUUCUUGACCAGUCAACCGUCCCGUCUGACCCCCUACUAUUAUGUGGAUGGGGACCCCCACUUCAUCAUCCAAGUCCCGGGGAAGAACGACAGCAUCUGCUUCAACAUCGACGAGAAGCCUGGCACCGUGCUGCGCCUGAUUGAGGACCCAGUCACAGGUAUCACUGUGACCGGACAGAUCAUCGGAGAUAAGCGAAGUAACGCGUCUUCUGGGACAGGGAAAACGUAUUUUGGCAAACUGGGCAUUACUAAUGCUUGGAUGGACUUCCGGGUUGAGGUGACCACGGAGAAGAUCAUCCUAGGGACUGGGGCCGCCCUGAGCAAGUUCAGUUGGCUAGACACCAUCACGGUCACACAGACUGGGCUGUCUGUAACAAUCAACAGGAAAAAAAAUAUGGUGGUGUCCUUUGGAGAUGGGAUUAGCUUUGUGAUCGUCUUACACCAGGUUUGGAAGAAACAUCCAGUUCACCAGGACUUCCUAGGGUUCUACGUGGUGGACAGUCACCGGAUGUCAGUACAGACACAUGGGCUGCUGGGCCAGUUCUUCCAACCCUUUGACUUUGAAGUGUUUGGCAUCCGCCCAGGCUCUGACCCUAUGAAACCAGAUGCCACAAUGGUGGUGAAGAAUCAUCGGUUGACUGUCACAAGGGGCUCCCAGAAAGAUUACAGGAAGGAUGCCAGUGUUGGCACCAAGGUCAUCUGCUGGUUUGUCCAUAACAACGGAGAAGGGCUAAUUGAUGGUGUCCAUACCGACUAUAUUGUCCCCAGCUUGUUCUGAGUAACAUGCCAGCUGCUGCUGAAGUAGAAGGCCUGGGUUGCCUGGAAAAGGGGCACAGAAUGGGGCUUGUGGGAAGGACCGGGACAAUAAAGCCCACCAUGUAAACCAGAA